Messenger RNA from Epinephelus moara (kelp grouper), 1549 nucleotides. RefSeq names its product interferon-induced protein 44-like. Lineage: Eukaryota; Metazoa; Chordata; Actinopteri; Perciformes; Serranidae. The transcript is spliced from 8 exons. The record is from RefSeq and is a predicted model, not a curated record. Bases 48 to 902 code for a protein of 284 amino acids.
CUCCUAAUACUGCAGUGUCACUGUGUCCAGAGCAGCUACAUAAAGCUAUGGGGGGAGGAAAUUCAUCACCAAGUCCACCUCAACCACUUUUGAGUGCGCCAUGGAGGAAUCUGCCGCAGAACAAAGAGGAAGAUCUCGAUUAUGUGAAAACAUACAAACUGUGGAACCAAGACGUCAGUCAUCUCAGAAUUCUUCUCUAUGGACCAGUUGGUGCCGGCAAGUCCAGUUUCAUCAACUCUGUUGACACUGUUUUACAAGGCAGAAUUGCUGGCCGAGCUCCAACAGAUGCAAUCUCUGGGAGCAGCUACACCAAAAAGUACAAAACUUACAAGAUCAGAAAAGGUCAAGGGAGCCAUUAUCCUUUCGUCUUCAAUGACAUCAUGGGCUUUGAGAAAGACACUGACAGAGGAGUUGAUGUGGACGAUGUCAUACUGGCCAUGAAAGGACAUGUGGAAGAAAAUCACCAGUUCGAUCCCACACAACGGUUGAAGGAGGGUAAUGAAGGCUACAGGUCAUCUCCCACUCUGAAUGACAGAGUUCACGCUCUGGUUUGUGUCAUUCCUGCUGACAAAGUCUCUUUAGUAGAUGAUAAAGUGGUGAAGAAGAUGAGAGAAGUCCGACUGGCAGCCAGUCAACUGGAUAUUCCCCAACUGGCUAUUCUCACCAAAGUUGAUUUAGCCUGUCCUGAGGUGAAACAAAAUCUAAACAAUGCCUAUAAGAGCAUCUACCUGAAGGAACAGGUCGACAAAAUAAACAUGUUGCUGGGCAUUCCACUAAACAGCAUCUUUCUUGUGAAGAACUAUGAUCCAGAUCCCAACAUCAAUGAUGACAUGAAUGCACUGAUAAUAAAUGCACUGAGACAGAUGAUUACCUUUGGAGACGACUUCCUCAGCGACCUGUAGACCAACAUUCUGCUGACACAAACCUUGGUCAAAGCAUGAAAACAAAAAAGAAAGUUUGAUGAAUUAUGCAGUCUUUGUGUAUCUUCAUGAAUCGUUUUUGGCUUCUAACCUCUCCUGCACAGUGUUACAUUUGUAUACACAUGUACAGUACCAGUCAAAAGUUUGGACACACUUUUCCAUUCAAGUAAAUGGGAAAGUGUGUCCAAACUUUUGACUGGUACUGUAUGUGUAAGUAAGCUAUGUUAAACAUUAGGUAUUCUGUAAACACAUGCACAGCUGCCAGUCUGCAAAGAUGGAUAAUCAUAAAGCAGCUCUUCUUACUACAAUGUAAGAAGAGACAAAAAAGUAUUAUAUUUCAAUGCACAAGUUGAAGGAACUGACGGGAGGACAUUUCACUGGAGUGUUAUGAUUUGAUGUGGUGAUUCAUUCAUUCAUUCAUUCAUUAAUUCAUUCAUUCAUCAGUUGACAAUAAUAUAUCAGUAUUAUAUCAUCAUGUGAGGCUUCACUGCAUAACUUUUAGUUGAGUUUAGGAGAUGAAAUUCCUGUAUAAAGUAUAUGUAACGUGUUCAAAACCUGGCUUUGCAAAAAUGAUGCAUGUUUGUACUGUGUAAGAUUAAAUGAAAGACACUGAAAUAAAUAAACAUGAA